GCAAGGAGAAAGAAAGGAUGUUUUUUGCCUGUUAAAAGAUGGGGUUUAUAAUUGUAAUUAAUUUGACAAUAGGGGCACAAUAUAUAGGCAUCUCUUAUGGGCUAAAUGGCAACAGUCUACCCUCAAAACAAGACGUUAUCAAUCUUUACAAUCGAAAUGGCAUCCACAGAAUGCGAAUUUAUGCCCCUGUCCCUGAAGUUCUCAAUGCUUUAAGAGGAACCAACAUAGAGCUUCUAGUUGAUGUUGCCAAUGAAGACAUUCAGUCCAUUGCAACCAAUCCUUCAGCAGCUGUAAAUUGGGUUCAAAACAACAUAAAAAAGUACUCACCAGCUGUGAAGUUCAGGUACAUAUCGGUUGGAAGUGAAGUACCAUUGAGUUCUAACAUUGCUCAAUAUGUUGGCCCGGCCAUCGAAAAGAUACAGAAUGCAUUAGCAUCGGCAGGUCUUCAGAACCAAAUCAAGGUUUCAACAUCAAUAUCUGCAGGUCUGCUAAGCGUUUCUUAUCCUCCCUCGCAAGGUUUGUUUUCGAACGAGGCUAAACCAUUCAUUAAACCUAUAAUUGAUCUGCUAGUCCGAAAUAAUGCACCGUUGCUAGUCAAUGUGUACCCCUACUUCAGCUAUAUUGGUGACCCGGUCGACAUUUCACUAGAUUAUGCAUUGUUUACCUCAAGAGGUAUUGUUGUUCAAGAUGGUUCGUUUGGAUAUCAAAACAUUUUUGAUGCAAUUCUGGAUGCUCAUUAUGCUGCUCUAGAAAAAGAAGGCGGUUCUAGUGUAAACAUUGUUGUAUCCGAAACUGGCUGGCCAUCUGAUGGAAACCCUCCUGCCGCUUCAUUUGCAAAUGCAGGCACUUACUAUUGGAACGUGAUUAGCCAUGUUAAGAGUGGAAAAGGGACCCCAAGAAGGCCCGGAAGAGGUAUAGAAACUUAUCUGUUUGCCAUGUUUGAUGAAAACCAGAAGCCUGGAGCGCAGACAGAAAGACAUUUUGGCCUCUUUUUUCCAGAUCAACAGCCUAAGUAUGGAAUUGCUUUCGACUAA
This is a messenger RNA of Coffea arabica (coffee), 1034 nucleotides long. The record is from RefSeq and is a predicted model, not a curated record. Lineage: Eukaryota; Viridiplantae; Streptophyta; Magnoliopsida; Gentianales; Rubiaceae.